Molecule: messenger RNA, 831 nt
Organism: Neurospora hispaniola
Lineage: Eukaryota; Fungi; Ascomycota; Sordariomycetes; Sordariales; Sordariaceae
Exons: 4
Coding region: 1-831 (276 amino acids)
Source: RefSeq, a predicted model, not a curated record
AUGCACAAACCUCAACUUGAACAUGAUAUCGAGCACAUCGCUGUCAGCGAUGUGCAAGCCCAAGAGACUGGAGCCGGAGCCGGACUGAGACUCGGCAAUGUUGUCACUUCGGAUGCAGUUUCCAAUGCCGGCAAUGUAACCGAUGGGGCGCCACCACCGCUCUCACCAGGAGACUAUACAGUGUACCACCGACUGGCCGAGCAGAUGGACUACUUUGUCUGUGCUCAUCCUGUCCUGCACCCUAUUCCUCAAUAUCAAAUGAAAGCACAAUCACUUUCGCUCGAUGUGCAAUACGCUCGACACAGCCUGUACCUGGGACAACGAAUGCGGGCUCCGUUUCACUCGCUACCUAGAAGCUCACCAAUCCAUCAAAGACUUCAGUUGCAUGAUCUCCUUAUAGCAAAGCAAAUGCCUCAAUUCCGAGCUGCCAUCAAGGCCCAUGAUCGUCAACGUCGUCGUCAUCAUCAUCAUCAUCAUCAACAGCAGCAGCAGCAGCAUCAGCAUCGUAAGCGAAACGGAAGAAGAGUAUCAGGGGGGCCAAAGGAGGACAUGGAAGAAGCAGCGAACCGUGAAUUAAUCCAACAACACCGUACCAUCCACUUGGACAUAAUUAGGAGGUGGAGGAGUUGGGGCGGAGAGGAGAAGAUGACAUCGAUCAUGACAUAUUCUCUCUUCCGUUCCCUGACAGGUGAACGACGACGGAUGAUUGCCCAACAACCGCGACGCGCAGCAAAGACUGCCAAGCACAAUCCACCAGUGAAGCAAGAACCCUUCUGGCAAAGCGGAGUCGGUGAACCAGGUGACGCCAGUUCAAAGUGGACUUCUGCCUGA